Molecule: messenger RNA, 1035 nt
Organism: Teleopsis dalmanni
Lineage: Eukaryota; Metazoa; Arthropoda; Insecta; Diptera; Diopsidae
Product: protein ALP1-like
Exons: 3
Coding region: 1-1035 (344 amino acids)
Source: RefSeq, a predicted model, not a curated record
AUGAAUGCCGCAACAGCCUCCUCUGAAGAUUCAAGCCAGAGUGAAGAAGAGCAGGAAAAGUGUAAAAAUUUUGAAGAAAGUAUAGAAUCAAUGAACCCAAUGGAUUUUAAAAAUCACUUCAGAUUACGACGAAGUACAGCGGAAGACCUUAUCUUGCGCUUCUCAGAAUCGGAGAAUUUGUCGGAUACAGAUUGUGGUGGUAUUAAACAUGUAAGCUGCAGAAAGUCUGUCUAUAUAUAUCUUUGGUACGUUGGUAAUACAGUAACUUAUAGACAGUUAGGAAAUCUCUUUGGAGUGUCAGUUUCUACAGCAUGGUCAACAGUAAAAACUGUUGCUACGUUUUUGAUUUCCAUAGGCCGAGAUUAUGUAUCAUGGCCACGAGGAGUCGCUGCAUUAGAUAUAAUAAAUACAUUUGAACGUAAACACAAAAUAUCAGGCAUUAUCGGAGCAAUCGAUUGUACACACAUUCCCAUUAAAAAACCACAAAACCAUGGAGAAGAUUACUUUAAUCGCAAGCAACGUUAUAGUAUCGUUCUCCAAGCUGUUGUGGAUGCCAAUAAAAAAUUUAUUGAAGUUACUUGCGGAGAACCUGGAUCUUUGCAUGAUUACAGAGUUUUGAGAAGGUCAAAGCUAUAUAGAAUGGCACAAUCAAGAUACGAAGAAAUAUUUCCAAACUCGACAUUUAUUAUUGGAGAUUCUGCUUAUCCUUCUACAAACUGGAUUGUGUCACCUUACAAAAAUUAUGGGAAUUUAACCGAUAGUCAAAAAAAAUUUAAUGAAAAACACUCAUCUGCUCGUAUUGUAGAUGAGAACGCUUUUGGUUUACUAAAAACUCGUUUCCGAAGAUUAUUAAAAUUUACGGAGCAGACAAAUUUGGCUGCAAUAACAAAUAUAGUUGUAAGCGUUUGUAUUUUACAUAAUAUUUGUAUUAUAAAGGAUGAUUUGUUUGAGAAUGCUGAAUCAAAUAUUCAAAACAAUGACGAACAGCAAGCUGAUGAAGAGCAUGAAUUAGAUCAUGUUUUUCAAGUAACUUGA